Molecule: messenger RNA, 909 nt
Organism: Amorphotheca resinae ATCC 22711
Lineage: Eukaryota; Fungi; Ascomycota; Leotiomycetes; Helotiales; Amorphothecaceae
Exons: 2
Coding region: 1-633 (210 amino acids)
Biological process (GO): regulation of lipid metabolic process
Cellular component (GO): mitochondrion
Source: RefSeq, a predicted model, not a curated record
AUGGUUCCUCUUCCCCUGUUCAAGUUCGCGUCUCUCUUCGUGAGGCACAUCUCGAAAUAUGGCGCAAACUAUAUUAAAGCUCAGGCCCACGACCACCCAAAAUUCCGCACUAUUGCAGCUCGAUAUGGCCAGUCGUUGCAUCAAUUCAACAUGCGGAUGCAGGUCACCCUGCUUCGAGAUUUAGCAGCCGAGAAACGAGCGAAAGAAAAGGCCGAAGCUCCUACGGUGAAGACGGAGGAACAGACAAAGGCUGAGGAGGCGGCAAAAGAGAAGAUGGCCAAAGAGAAGGCGGCACAGAAGGAAGUACCGAAAAGUGUAUGGAGGCGCAAAUUUAGGCCGCUGCCAGAGAAUAAAGCGGUGGACCUGUUCGCAGAUGUUAUUGGAGACUCGUUUAUUCUGUUCGUCGCCGGAGGUCUGAUCUUGUACGAAUACGUAAGGUCGAAGGGGAAGCCAGAUGCUAAUGCAGAGAAACUGGCCGUGAUGGCCAAGAAACUCGACGAGCUGGAACAGCGAGAACUCGAGCUGGAAGAGGCGGAGAAGAAACGACAGGCUCAGGUCGAGGCCCUUGAGCAAGCUCUAGAAGAAAUGAAGAAAGGCGGUGACAAGAAGAAGGCAAUAGCAUGGGCUUCAUGAUCAGCAUUAUAUCUGCUGUAGCCCACAAGAACCUUCCGAUAGGGGGAAGUCAACUAUGUCGGUCCUAGAGAACAAAGUGUACUGUUCUCAAAGCUCUGUCAGAUCAGUUGUAUGGAACAGAGCUUUCAUAAAUCGAAUUCUGAUCUCCAAGGGGCACACAAGCACUUUUCGCUUCUCCAAAUGUAUUUAGCCUCAUGAAGUUAUGGUGGACAUGGAACUCGUCUUUACCAAUGUACACUCUACUCUACAUGGAAAUAUAAUCUCAUAUUACAGGCC